AUGAAAACCUUAGAAAGCAUCCAAAACUACGAACUGUACAGAGCGAUCCUCAAUUAAGUUCUAGGAAAAACAACACGGGAGGUAAUCUUAAUAAGCGACAUAAACUAGGACAAGUAAAGAGCGAAACCGACAUAGAUUUCUUUGAUAACUCACAAUUAGGCAAAGAUCGUAUGGUGAGUAAAACGAAAAAGGGUGUUCCAACAUCCACUCAUUCAGAUGACAGAACAAUCUUUAUGCAGAGAAAACUAAAACGUCGUCGCAAAUUUAGGCCGGAGAGCGGUUCUCAAAUAGCUUUGGAAAAGGAUAGCGUUAUAUCGUUCAGUGACUCAGUGAAUAAAAUUAUUAUGGCCAAUCAACCACGGAGAAGUGUCCGAAGAUUAAUUCGCAUGCCAUUGAUGGUGCCCAAAAAGCUUCCCAGCACUCCACCAAAAGUUCAGGUAGAAAGUCACUAUAAGUCCUUAAAAAAGGAUCCAUUCUUCCUUCCAAAGAGCGAAUCGGUAUCAAAGACACUCCAUAAGGUGACCAGCGAUCCAGGGGUGGUCACUCGGAAGUCGACAAUAAAGUAUCUUUCAGAAAGCUACCUAUCGAAGCCAAAGGCCCGGAGCAGCAAAGUUGUUGUCCAAGAAAAGACUGAAACUAGUGAAACCAAAAACGUUCCGGGCAAGAAAGCUGACAUACCGCUUACUUUUAAUCCGCAGAAUCAAUCGCAUAUUCGUAUUGUUGAUCAAUUUAGUCAUCGAAAUAUCACAGCAAACGAAAAAGGUAAAUUAAGCCAGCCAUUCGAAUUGAACUAUGAGGCUUUGCCAGGAAAUCUUGAUCAUGGACUCAUGACUCCGGACGACCGUUACUUGGGUGAUUUCGAGGGGGCUAGAUUCGAAAUAAAAGACCUGGUGUCAGAUAGUAAAUACGAACCGUUGCAGAUGUUCCUAAAGGAUGUCAUAGAACAUAAUCAUAUCCUUGAGUACGUGGCUGAUAUCAAGGGACUUAUGCAGGCAGUGGGCAGUCAUCCAAUGUGGGCCAAUCUUGGGGCUCUGCAUCUGGAACUCUUGGAAUCGGGCUUCAGUCAAGAGGAAGCUAAGCAAAUCCUAACCGCUAAGUAUUUGGACUAUCUCAAGGUCAUUGUGUCCGACAUGCACUUCGCCCGUAUAGAGCUACCCAGAGAUUCAUUGACAAAUACCGAUACUUCAAAGACUAAACAGAUCAGCCAAGUGGACAGCCUGUUCGAGGGGGGCUUUAAGAGCAGGCAUCGUCAGAGCACACCACUCUUUUCAUUUGGCUUACGAGGACUUGAAUCCUCCUUCAGCCUUAAUAGCAUCGACGACUUAGAGCUCAUUGCAGAGCAGAAUAUGUUCGAUAUCGAGAGGAGAUACUCUUUAGAUAACAUCAGGAGCAUGAUGCUGGAGCAUCAUAUGAUGUUUUUGGCAAUCGAAAAAAAGAGGAAAAUAGCGGAGGUGGACUACAAAAAGAUGGAGGGAAAGCUGCAGAAAAUGUACUCCACCCAACAGUUUAGACGUCCUGUGGAGAAGUCCACCUCUUUUACUGCGAAGAAACGUCGAAACAUCAGACCCGUCGAGCAGCUUUACUACUCACCAAGGAAGACUUGUCGCCUGCAGAAAAUAUGUUCGGAGUGUUCGGAAUGCGAGAGUGUGGAGAAGGAAAUUGGGGAUUCAAUGGUCCUUAAAAAGUGUCCCAGAUGUGGGGUCGAAGUGCCAGUGCCGGCACAAACUCGAUCAUUCAUCAUUUCGCCAUCAUCUAGCGGCGAGAUCUAUGUACUCGCUGUGGCUAUGUCCAUGAGAAAAAGUAUCCUUGCUCCCAGUCACCAUUGAAAACGCGGAAGGCUAAGCUCAUAAAGCGGAUUAAGGAUACCAUACGUGAGGGGAGUGCCCCAGAGUGUCCGGUAUUUUGCUCGCCCCGCGGGAUUCUAAAGAAAACCGGAAAG
Molecule: messenger RNA, 1939 nt
Organism: Drosophila eugracilis
Lineage: Eukaryota; Metazoa; Arthropoda; Insecta; Diptera; Drosophilidae
Exons: 3
Coding region: 171-1826 (551 amino acids)
Source: RefSeq, a predicted model, not a curated record